Lampris incognitus (smalleye Pacific opah) is the source of this 2501-nucleotide messenger RNA. RefSeq names its product calmodulin-1. The transcript has 6 exons. The record is from RefSeq and is a predicted model, not a curated record. Bases 244 to 693 code for a protein of 149 amino acids. Gene Ontology annotation, molecular function: calcium ion binding. Lineage: Eukaryota; Metazoa; Chordata; Actinopteri; Lampriformes; Lampridae.
GCACUGCGAAGCGGGCAUUCUUCGUGCGAGUUAGCGUUUCGGUUGGUGCCGUCGUCGGGUUGUGGAAGCAAACUUUCGGGUUGACGCUGGGUAACAAAGGGACGGACGUUUAAGCGGAGGGUAAAAAAAAAUAAAGAAGAGGAAAAAAAGACGCUAUAUUGUAGUCGGGCCGCGUGUAAUUAGUCUGUUGAGACAACAACUUGCCGUUCCAGAGGUGCCCGAAGACCCGGUGCUAGAGUUACAAUGGCUGACCAACUGACUGAAGAACAGAUUGCUGAGUUCAAGGAGGCCUUCUCACUCUUUGAUAAGGAUGGCGAUGGCACCAUUACCACCAAGGAGCUGGGGACAGUCAUGCGUUCUCUGGGACAGAAUCCUACUGAGGCAGAGCUACAGGAUAUGAUCAAUGAGGUGGAUGCUGAUGGUAACGGCACAAUCGACUUUCCCGAGUUUCUGACAAUGAUGGCCAGGAAGAUGAAGGAUACAGACAGUGAGGAAGAGAUCAGAGAAGCCUUCAGGGUGUUUGACAAGGACGGUAAUGGCUAUAUCAGUGCAGCAGAGUUACGGCACGUCAUGACCAACUUGGGGGAAAAGCUCACCGACGAGGAGGUGGACGAAAUGAUCCGCGAGGCGGACAUCGAUGGAGAUGGACAGGUCAACUACGAGGAGUUUGUCCAGAUGAUGACUGCCAAGUGAAGAGUGGUUUCACCUUUCCCUUAUAACAUCGCUUGUCCUCCUAAGAUCACACUGUCUUUAAGAAAGGAAAAAAAAUUAACUGAAAAUGUAAAAUCGCCCCUCAAAUCACUUCUCUUCAGAAUUAUGUAAUUUGAGCUCAAAUAAGUUGUGCUGCUUAAGAAUCUGUUCAGACCACACCAACAGAAUAAUCUCUAGACAAGUACAUGGACCAAGCUUUAAAAGGGCUGAAGCCCCUUCCUCUAGACCAAGAUCCUGCUGAGUCGCCAAACUCUUGAUUUUAAUUGGCUUAAAGAGUAGUGGAGAAAAGGCAGAGGGACGGGAACUCAUGCCAGCAACUGUUCAGAAAAGCUGAUGAUUCGAGUCUCUCCGGUAUCCCUCAAAAAACCCAAAUUUGACCUCGUCUCUUAACACAAAUGGCAGUUCGGAUUUUAAUACCGCAUUGGGUUGUGGUAUUCUUCUUGCAUGCACCCUUUCCGUGGCGGUAUCUUGUCACAACGAGGUGGUUCUGCUCCCAUCAAAGUUAGUGGUUGGCUUGUGUACACACAGGGAGGUAUAUACAUGCUAUCUAUAUAUCUGUAACAUACGUGUCACUAACGAUUACUGCAAGAAGGAAGUUUCAUUGUUGGAUGGUACAUUGGUGCUGGGUUAGAAGCCAGUAUUUUAUUUUAUUUUUUCAACCUUGAAGAGUUCAUCAGGUGAUAGAAAAGCACUCACUUUGCUUUCUUUUUUUAUCUUGUUUUAUUUUCGGAGUGGAGUAUCGUUUGUUUUGCAAGUCGGGCUUCGUUUCCCUGCAGCACUGAUGAGAGGUGGUUGUGCACCUUCAGGACAAACACUUGAAAGGAGUGAUGUAAAGACAUUUAAUCUUCAGAUAAUCCUUACAAUGAAAUAUCAAUGUAAUGCUUUCAGAUGUGCUUAUCAAAUAUUAAUGUAUUACAGGUUUUCGGUCAUAUAUAAUUACACAUACACAUAUAUAAAGUCAGCAUUGCCUACUGUUAUAGUGCGACCUGUGACAUGUUCUCUCUUCAGUUUGAAAUGUGCCAUAAUACUGUAAACGCCUCAACCCUCCUGCAAGUAGUUAAUUAGAACAUAAUAUACUAAAUGUAUGUGUGUGUGUAUCUAUAUAUGCACAUACUGUACAAACGUGUUUAUACUUUGGUGUAAACCAUAUAUCAAUAUUGUAAAAGUUCAAAAAUGAGAAAAAAAGAAACCAAAUUUUGCUGCUGUUGCUGCUGCUAGAACAACUCAUUUGUCGCUCACCUCUCAUCUUUGUUGACGUCCGAUCCUCGUGUCGUAGUCCUGUGGUUCAAACUUCAGUCUGCUUGCUGUUCUGCCGAACAGACUUACUUAUCUAUUCCCAAAUAUUUUCGUCAGGGGUGAUAUCGUUCAAAUGGGUCAUAAGAUAGGCAUUAAAGAUUGGGAUGAAUUAGGGAUGUAGCAGUGGAUUUGUGCAUUAGCAACGGGGGGCGGUUUGAGAGUUUGGUUCUCGAACACUUUUUUUUUUUUUUUAAAUAGGCGAGUUAGUUGGCGGUACGGAUUAGUUCAUGAAACCUCUAAAUUUAGCUUCUGCUUUGUGAGUUGUUGUAAUUGGUUGGCCUGGAUUUAAGUGUUGGGAAGUAAAAAGGUUCUGGACUGUUACGUCUUCCGAAGGUAGCUUAAACAUGUAAAGAUGUGAGAUAUUAUUUUCCAUGGAUUAAUAAAAUGAAUGAACUUCUCCAUCGGUAUCUCCUUGUCGUGGUUUGUAUGACCCGCAUGUUUGCAAUAUGCGCUUGUAUUUGAAGUUAAUGUGUUUGUAUUUACUUGACACUAUA